CAGUCUCUGAUAUUAACUACUAUUUAACUCUUCCACCCCUCGUCCUUUUCCACGCGACUUGGAUUCUUGGUCAUUGAUAAAGUUUUAAUUUUUACCAAAAAGUCGACGAUCGAUGGCGAAGUGGAGAGCGGUAGAUGGCGAUGAUGAUGGAUCGGUGUUGGAAGAGCGAGAUUGAUGUAAUAGAUAGAUUAGAUUGGGUUAGAUCGAGGUCGAGGAAGAGGGUGAAAGCUAGAGGGCCCAAGGGGGGCGAAAAAAAUGAAAGUUCCCGCCCAUCGGCUCUCUUGAAAUCUAGUAGAUCAGAGCAGCACAGGAGUGGAGGCAGGCAGGCGGCCAAGCACGAGGAGAGAGAGUGGGAGAGAGAGAGAGAGAGAGAGAGAGAGAGAGAGAGAGAAGAAGGGGAGGGAGAGAACAGAUGAUGUGGAAGUGAGCUUGGAGCACGCGCAGGGGAGAGGUGUCCUUUGACGAGAUGGAUACGCCCGAGCGGAGCAAGGUCGCCGGGACGCCGAUCUCCAAGUUCGAGGAUUCACCGGUUUUUAACUUCAUCAAUAAUUUGUCUCCAAUACAACCUGUGAAACCACAAGAUUCGCUACACAUUGCACAAACUUAUCAAUCGCUAAACUUUGCUUCUCUAUCCUCAAUAUUUAGUUCACCACAUAUCAAUCCUUCAAGGGAAGCUAGGUUCCUUGGAAGGGUUCCUUCCACAAACUCUUUGAAAGAAGAAAAUUCAUCAGAUAAUGUCAGUGAGAGUAACUUAUCCUCAGAGGUUUCUGAUGUUGUUAGGCCAUCCAGAUUCACUACAAGUGUACAGGAAAAUUAUGUAAUAACAUGUUCACUCAAUGAAGCUACUGUUGAUCCUCCUGAUCAGUGCCCAAGUCUUGCUGGUACAUUUCCUCAGUCAAACCAAUAUCACUCUUGUAGUCCUGAUCAUAACACGACACCUUGCUAUGGUAUUCAAAUGGAUGAUAAGCUCUUCAUUGAUAAUACUUCAAUAGAUCUUCAUUUUAUUCAAACUGGUGUAGAGCGGCGCAAAAUUUUGUUUGCUACAGAAAUUGGGGUUCAGGAAACUCAUCCACUUGAGCUGACUAAAAAUGAAGCAUUAGGUUGCGACUGGGAAAGUUUAAUCUCUGAUGAUGGUGAAGGAUUGUUUAUCUUUGAUUCCUCCACAGAAUUGGAGGCUCAAAUCGUAGAGGGUGAGAAAGCCAUGGACAACGAUGGUAGUAUCUUUGUUCCUCUAAUGACAAAUUGCACAGAGAAUGUUGAUUGUCUACAGAAAACACAACCUGAUAGUUCCCACGGUUCUUGUGUCCAUAAUGUCAACAAUGACCCUUCUCCUAGUUGUACUGAAGGUUGCAAUAUCGAUCAUGAAGCAGAUGGUCCCAAAAAUGUGACUUCUGGUAUUUGCCAGGAUCAGGUUGGCAUCCACCAACAACGAGGAAUGCUUAGACGCUGUUUGGUUUUUGAUGUUGCCUGUGUAUCUAAAAGGAAUCUCACACCAUCAACUUCUUCCUCCAAAGGUAAAAGCAUCUGUGGAGCCAACAAUUUGAAGCCUAAAACUAGUCCAUCAUUGUGUGCCUUGCCCGGGAUUGGGUUACAUUUGAAUGCUCUUGCUACAACAUCAAAGGAUAAAGUGGUCAAAAAAGACACAUCCGCAUGUGGAAAACAAAUAAUCAGCGUCCCAAUUGAUCCUUUUACAUCAACAAUAAGUGAGAAGGAUAAUACAACAAAUUCCUUGUCUGUUGGAAAGGAUUCUGUCCCCGAGGAUAAUGAAGGCCAUCUCCAGAUUGUUCCUUAUGAUGAUUCAAAGGAUGUCACAAUUAACAACUGCGAGGAGUUAGCUCAAGGUAGUCCAAAGAAGAAGAGACGCAAAUCACAAAAUGGAGGCGAUAGUGAAGGAUGCAAACGUUGCAACUGUAAGAAGUCAAAAUGUCUGAAACUCUACUGUGAGUGUUUUGCUGCUGGAGUUUAUUGUUCUGAGCCUUGUUCAUGCCAAGGUUGUUUUAAUAAACCCAUCCACGAGGAGACUGUCCUGGCUACUCGCAAGCAGAUAGAAUCUCGUAAUCCACUUGCAUUUGCUCCAAAAGUUAUUCGAACAUCUGAAUCUUGCUUGGAAGUAGUGGAUGAUGAUAAUAGGACACCUGCUUCAGCGCGACAUAAGAGAGGAUGCAAUUGUAAAAAAUCAAAUUGCCUGAAGAAAUAUUGUGAAUGUUAUCAGGGUGGAGUUGGAUGUUCAAUUGGCUGCAGAUGCGAAGGAUGUAAGAAUCUAUUUGGAAGAAAAGAUGGUACUCUACCAAGUGUUGAAGGAAUUGAUCAAGCGGAUAAGGAAUCUGACGCAUGCGAGAAGGAAGACGAUAAGGCAGAAGAAGGGCAACAAAACACAAGCAUUCAGAUUGAGCAUCAAGCUCCUGGAAAAAUUUUGCCCGCCACACCUUUACAAAGUAGCAGGUUAUCGGUUGAAAUGCCAUUUUAUUCAAGUUCCAAACCUCCGCAGCCAAUCAGGCUUUCAAUCGGACGCACUCCUGCACUCUAUGGCACUCACAUCAUUCGAAAAUCAGAAUUUGUUAUCCUUCAAUCGAAGCUGGAUAAUGUCACCACAAUCCUAGAGGAUGAUGACACUCCUGCUAUUCUAAGAUCCACAGCAACUACCUCCGCAGGUCUUAAGCUUUCCCCCAACGGGAAGAGGGUCUCCCCUCCACACAAUGUAGCUGGAUUGACACCACCGAACCGCAAAGGUUGCAGGAAACUGAUACUGAAGUCAAUCCCUUCCUUUCCAUCUCUGAGCAAUGAUGCUGAACAAUAGUGAACUAUUUCGGCAGACCUUAAUGUUCAUCUGAUCCAUUGAAGUUUCCUCUUUAUAAUAUGAAUGGAGUAAAAGUGAUCUAACUGGCCUACUGAAGUAGUCCACAAGGCUCAUCAAAACCUCCAAUGCUUUGCAAGCUUUGAGCAGUUUGUCCUUGAAGAUUAUACCAGAUAAGUUUAGUUAUGCUGCAAGUACUCCUAUGCUGUAAUACGUGUUCAUAAAGUGCACUUGUAGCAUGAAUUCCUUGCCUGCUUGUUCAUAAAAUGUACCUGUAAAAUGAUUUUGCAUGAUCUAGAGCAUGUUGAUUAUCUAAAAGAUUAUUGUAGUCUUCAUCAUUUUGUUCUUGACUAUUUGAGGUUG
Molecule: messenger RNA, 3157 nt
Organism: Zingiber officinale
Lineage: Eukaryota; Viridiplantae; Streptophyta; Magnoliopsida; Zingiberales; Zingiberaceae
Product: protein tesmin/TSO1-like CXC 2
Exons: 10
Coding region: 467-2797 (776 amino acids)
Molecular function (GO): DNA-binding transcription factor activity
Source: RefSeq, a predicted model, not a curated record